Leptidea sinapis is the source of this 781-nucleotide messenger RNA. RefSeq names its product Kv channel-interacting protein 4-like. The record is from RefSeq and is a predicted model, not a curated record. The transcript is spliced from 7 exons. Gene Ontology annotation, molecular function: calcium ion binding. Bases 182 to 781 code for a protein of 199 amino acids. Lineage: Eukaryota; Metazoa; Arthropoda; Insecta; Lepidoptera; Pieridae.
UCGAGCUCGCCUUCACUAGAGGUGUCGUCUCGUAGUCCUCCCGUAGCGCGCGACCACCUGUGACGUAGCAGCCGACGCAGCCGUAGCUACAGCACGACACCUCCGCUACGAACAGCUUCCAAUAACACAGACACACUCUCGCGAGUGUCGGAGUGGGACAGUGAGGGCUGCAGCACACGACAUGGCGGAUGACGAGUGUGAGGAGCUACCGUGGACGGGCGCAGCACGCUACCGGCCGGAGCCCCCCGCCACGCUAGCCGGCUCGUCGCGCUUCACGCCGCACGAGAUCAAGCUCAUGUACCGCGGCUUCAAACAGGAGUGCCCCACCGGCCUGGUGGACGAGGAAGCCUUCAAGCACAUCUUCUGCCAGUUCUUCCCGCUCGGAGACGCCACGCAGUAUGCUCACUACGUGUUCAACACGGUGAAACACAAGCAGAGCGGGAAACUCAACUUCGAGGAGUUCCUCGGGGUGCUGUCGGCGGUGGGUCGCGGCUCGGCGCAGGAGAAGCUGGCGUGGGUGUUCCGGCUGUACGACGUGGACGGCGACGGACGGAUCUCGCGCGCUGAGAUGCUCAGUGUGGUGCGAGCGGUGUACGAGUUGGUGGGGCCCGCCGUGCGACCGCCAUUGCCGCGCGCUGCCGCCGACCAGCACGUCGACAGGAUCUUCCACCUCAUGGACACCAACUGUGACGGCGUGGUCACUCCGGACGAGCUGGCCCGCUGGUGCGCGCGCGACCCCGCGCUGCUGCGCUCGCUCGACACGCUCGACACCGUGUUGUGA